This is a messenger RNA of Protopolystoma xenopodis, 4631 nucleotides long. The record is from the annotation of a GenBank genome assembly. Lineage: Eukaryota; Metazoa; Platyhelminthes; Monogenea; Polystomatidea; Polystomatidae.
CUUUGGAGCCUUUACUCGCUAUUGCCACUGGACAGACGGUAGGCCUUGAUUCUGAAGAAGAUGCGCUUGCCACCACUGCCUCGGCAAAUACUAACGAUUCAGUCGAUCAACCUCCGCCCUACCGCCUUUUGCAUAGCCUUUUGCAGAUGCCUCGUGCCGCCUGCAGCUCCGAAGAUCUGCGGCGUUUAGACUCGGAUCUCGUAUCUGAGACAUCGUCUGGUCGACUGCCUGGUCUGUCUGUUUUAGACUCUAAUCUUCCCUACACGAGACCGGUGCUGCUGGCUCUCCCUCUUGCCGGAGAAGAAUUGAUAAACCUGUUGCUCCGACAUGAACGUGAGAAGGAAAUGGUUCAUUUCUUAGAUGAGGAAGAGGAGGAUGUCGAGGGAGUAAGGCGAGAGUCUCAGAAUGCUACUAUUCUAGAUGUGUCAACUAAGAAAGCAGAUGAAUCAGAUUUUACGACUCUCCCAAUUACGAAGCAGACAGACAUUGUGCUUGCAACUGAUCAUACAGUUAAAGACAAUCUGAAAUUGCCAAAGGAAGUUGAAGGGAUUGUGGAUUGCGAGAUGGAGAUUUCAGUUUCCGUUCCUCAGCUUCAUUCGAUUCAGCCCAGAGAUGAUUUAAGUACAGCGAUUUCGAAAACGGAAUUAAUAGCUCCUGCAGGGGAUUCGAGGAAACGCCGCUCAAGACUUCCUUGCAAAUAUGCGAAUGAGUCGACAGCAAGAAGCAGUUGCCUAAAGGAGGCUGAGCUGAUGAAAAAUGACAAUAUAACUUCUGAUCAAAGUUACUCUGGAAGCGAUGAAGCUAAUAGGAAAAAGAAGCGGAAUAUAGUUGAGUCAGAGAAAAAGGAGGAGCGGGAAGCUUCGAAUAUGGAGUCCAUAAUAUUAGAGAAUACGAAAGAGGAGUCAACUGAGAACAAGAUAGCUGCGAUAACGGUCACAAAUGAUCAUAACGAGGUCAGUAGCCAAAUCGACGGAAAUGGUGUCCCUUUAAUUGUGGGUGAUCCACCAGACGAGGAUGUUGGCGAGGAAAGUUGUAUACUUUCUGCAAACGACAACUGCAAGACACGACGCCAAUUGUCCUCUGCAAUAGAAAGAUUACAGUCUCUGGCGUGCACCUCUUACUCCGUUAACACUGCGAUAGCUGAUUCUUUUAAGCCAACCUGUUCCCUUGGCUCCGAUCAUCAAACUGACGAAGUCGGCCAUGCCGAUCUUGCGGCACCACUUGAAAUUGUUGACACUACGAUUAUCUCUUCUAGCACCAGCGAGUUAGACACUUCUGCACCUCCUCUCGUUACCUCCAAUCAAGCAUCAUCUCUUGACCCGGCAGACUCUGCUACAUCACCAGGCGGUUGCGGAGGUGCGGUUAUUCAAGAGGUCGCUGAUUUAACUGGUCUGGAUUCUGAGUCCAACACUGCAUCCCGUCAGAAACCUCGUAAAUCUACGGCUCCACAAAGGCGUUCCUCGGCGCCUGCUUUAUCACAACUCGAAGAUCCUCCAGAACGUAAAUCGGGGCUAUUAAAUGCUCACCAGACAUCUGCAACGCUUGAAGAAGAGGAUAUCGACACUUCGCCGUCCAGGCCUGUUGAAUCUUCAUCAAUACAAGUGUUGCGUUUAAGUCCUGGACGAACGCGCAGAAGCCGUCCUGGCAGAAGAUGUCCCGGCCGCCUGGCUUUAACAGAUAACGCAGCCGCCGUCUUGGAUACCGAUGAGUCUCAUUGUUCAGACAGCCUUGUGGCGUUUGAGCAGCCCAUUUUGGAGGUCCAGGAGCCUUGCGAAGUGGAUACCCCUCUCGAGCACGGCUCCACAGAAACUCUAGAUCUCUCAACACAAGCCUCCUUUGAGUCAUUAAAUCGCCAACAACUGAGUCCAACAUCUCGGCGGCCUGGGACUCGCUCUGAAAACUCUACUUGUACAUCUGAAGGGAUGGAUGACGGUAGGGCAUGCAGCCCUGUUAGCCCACGAACCAGACAGACUCGCCGGGACCUCACUCUUUCCAUUGCUACCACCACCGGAAGUAACAAUAGUCCCACAAGCCAGAUUGGCAGUCUCGAGGUUGGAUUUCCAGCUAAACGCUUGCGUAGUCAAUCUCCGCCCAUAUCUGCCUCUGAAUCGACUGCAACAGUUUUAGCUAGCUUCAGAUCAGCUUCUGGUAGGCAUCUAAGGCCUACAACCUCUGGACAAGCCAAUGUGUCUUGCGUGUCUCCCAGAAACUUGAUUAGCGAACUGGCUGAUUCUAUUUCAGCAACUCCACCCAGGUCACCGGCUUCGUCCGACGAGAUUGUGGCUGCUGUUAAUCAACAGCUCUCACCGGGACGCCGGAAGCGUAAUGGCUUUCAAAAUAGUUUUACCAAUAAUUCUCGCUCAAAAAUUAUUAUUGCUCCACUUUCUUCCGAUGUAGAUGCUCCGGCAGUAAGUGCAUUACAGCUACAACCACCACUGGUACUUCCUCCAUCAUCAGAUUCCUCAUGCUCUGUUUCCUCCUCCCCUCCUCUGGACACAGGAAGACCUGUGCCCUCCUCUACAGCUUCUGCUUCUUCCACAUCUCCCUCUCCCCAAGAUCGCCAUUUAACUCUUCUCUUCUCUCCGGUCUCUUCCAUUGCCUCACCUCCAAGCGAAGAUGUGGCAAUCGCUAGUGCAUCUGGCUCUGCUUUAGAAAUUUGCUCUUCUGAACAACAUGCAGAGCCAAAUACCGAUCAUCAGAGUGCUCUCAUUCUUCCUGACCUUUUCUGCUCAUCUUCCUCCACCUCUUCUUCAUCUAUCGGACCUCUCGCUGGUUCCCCAAAAUCAGAGAACGUCAAUCCACUUGUGCCUCCACUAAAAAGUUGUCCCCGAGAUACCCCAACCGCUAAACGGUUUGGAGGCUCAACACCAGAUGCAUUUCCGGCUACCCCUAAUGAUUCCCCCAUUUUCGAGCCUCAUUCCAUUGAACCUAGAGAUUCUGAGGCCGCAUCUGCCCUAUCCUGCCAAUCCAUGAUCGAAGACCGAAUUAGUCGUCCUAUGGUUCACUUCGAAUCCUCCUCGGAUCCGGGCUUGCCUAGUUUAUCUUCACGCCAACCUUCUAUUACAUCACAUGAAUGGGCUGGGCGCCCAAAAAGUUGUGCCCAAUUCAAUUUUGGCCACCUCACAGCUCCUAGCCACUCAAACAUUCCUUCAAAUCCCGUCUCUCUCUCUCUACCGACUUCACCGGCUUCACCACCGCCCACUCCACUAGAUCUUAGAGAUACUAUUGCUCCACUCUCUGACAAAGAUCCUCAUUUCGAAUCCACUACCUCUUUCUAUCCUUCAUCAUCGGACAACAAAGUAAUCGAAGAAACUCAAGAUCUGGAUGACACUUCCCUUUCAGACUCACGAAUAUUGACCUCUGUCGCUGAUAAAAACAUGAUUUCUCUAUUAUCUAAAUGCAUUUACCAAUCCUCCUCUUUCAAAGUAAAUAGCCAAUUCUCUUUCGCCUCUAGUGAUAAAACAGAGAUGUUGCCGGUUGUUCAUGAAACUACCUCUCAACUAUCUGGACGUGAGUUUUCUUCACUGUCUCAUAACUCCCCCAAGAUCUUGCUUGAUGAGGAAGCCGUGCAAGGUAAAUCAAGUUCAUCACAAUUGCCGACAGAUUCUAAUAAUCAAGUGUCAGGUAAGCAUCAUGUGGACACAUUAGAUUCUGAGAUCGAGCUAAUUACGGCUAAGACGGUUUUAUCAGAGUCCAAUUUUGUUCAACCUACUGAAGACUCGACCAACCUAUCCUCUCAAGGUCCGGUUCCGGGCCCCGAGCUAUUGGAAAAGGCUUCAGGCACGUCACUUCUUACCAUCUUUGAAUCGGUUAAUCCAUGUACUACACAGGAGGAGACUGACUUGACUGUCGCCGAUGUCGUAUCCGGGACCAAUAUUUCCAUUGAGGCACCAUCUGAGAUUUCUAUUAUACCAAACAGGUCGGGGCCGGAUCUAGAUAGACCAACAUCUGGACGCGAAAAUACGAAAGGAGAUCUUUGGACUACCUCUGAGGUGGAACCAGCAAAUGGAUUUUCUCUCAAGCGAGCCCAUUCAAAUGACAGCAUUGCUUCAGAACCAGAUAAAAUCAAACGCUCUCGUCUAUCUCCAUCAUCUCACGGCCAUACGAUACCUUGCAGCAAAAAGCCCUCUGUAGCACAGACUACCUCUCUGGAACCAAUGGCUCCAAUCGAGCAUUUGGCAGUCGAGAAUGAUGCGAAGCUUCCAGAUUGUUAUGAAUCCGAAAAAACUUGUCCUAGUGAAGCGGAAUAUUUGGAUAAACAUACUUGUUCUUCUCCACAAAAGACAGAUGCGAAGCAAGAUAGGAAUUUUGCCACCUUCGAGGAUGCUGUGUCCUCUAGUACUCAAGAGGGAGCGAUGUUUGAACACAAAUUGACGAAGAAAAGUAUCAGUAAUGUUCCUUCUUUUAAUUCUAAUGAGCACGAAGCCUUUUCGAUCACUGACCUUAACCUUGGGGCUUCUGCUACGGAAUCUGGUAGUCAUUUAAACAGCCCUAUCAUUGAAGCAAAAAGUCAGAGCUCUCCUGCACAUGACUCACAUAUGAACCUUUUACAUAUUGAACCUAUCGUUUUAACACAUGUCUCUGAUAUAAAAGAGUCACUUGAUGAUGAUACUAUUGCAACUAAAGCAAAA